Molecule: messenger RNA, 4506 nt
Organism: Indicator indicator
Lineage: Eukaryota; Metazoa; Chordata; Aves; Piciformes; Indicatoridae
Gene: MEGF6
Product: multiple EGF like domains 6
Exons: 36
Coding region: 1-4506 (1501 amino acids)
Molecular function (GO): calcium ion binding; protein binding; scavenger receptor activity
Source: RefSeq, a predicted model, not a curated record
AUGGAGCUUCCUGCCGUGGCUCUGUCGUUCAUCCUCGCACUGCGAGCAGCUUCGCUGGCCGCGGGCACCAAACUCCAGCCCCACAUGCCCAACGUCUGUGUGCAGCAGGAGCUGGUGGUGGUGGGGCAGAGGCUGCCCUGUGUGCAGAGCCUGGUCCGCACCCUCCGUGUCUGGAAGCAGGACUGCGGUGCCCGGCGCUGGUGCCCAGGCUACGAGCGCAGGACCUCCUACCACACAGGCUACAGGCAGCAGUACAGGCUGGAGCAGCAGAGCAGGUACCACUGCUGCCCGGGCUGGGCACAACUGGGGGCUGACCUUGGCUGCCUCUACCAUGCUGACGAGUGCCAGGUGCACAACGGGGGCUGCCAGCAGCGAUGUGUCAACACCCUGGGCUCCUACCGCUGCGAGUGCAGGGCAGGCUUCCGCCUGCAUGCCGAUGGCAGGACCUGCCUGGCUGUGAACUCCUGUGCCCUGCACAAUGGAGGCUGCCAGCACGACUGCGUGCAGCUGACACUGGCACAGCACCGCUGCCAGUGCCGAGCUGGCUACCAGCUGCAGGAGGAUGGCAAACACUGCACCUUGAGGAACCCCUGCAUGGAGAGGAACGGGGGCUGCAUGCAGCUCUGCCAGCAGCAGCGGGGCACAGCGCGCUGCCACUGCCACCCCGGCUACCGCCUGGCACCCGACGCCAAGAGCUGCGAAGACGUGGACGAGUGCCUGACUGGCCAGGCCCUGUGUGCUCAUCAGUGUCUCAACACCCAAGGCUCCUUCAAGUGCACCUGCAGCCCUGGCUAUGAGCUGGGGGCAGAUGGCAAGCAGUGCUACCGGAUAGAGAUGGAGAUUGUCAACAGCUGCGAGGCCAACAACGGAGGCUGUGCCCAUGCCUGCCACCACACCAGCGCUGGCCCAGCCUGCUCCUGCCGCUCCGGCUACCGGCUGGAGGAGGACCAGAAGAGCUGCACUGACAUCGAGGAGUGUGCCAGCAGCGCUCACUGCUGCCAGCAGGACUGCUACAACUACCCUGGGGGCUACGAGUGUGCCUGCCAGGCUGGCUACAGGCUCAGCACGGAUGGCUGUGGCUGUGAGGACAUGGAUGAGUGCUCCUCAAGCAAUGGGGGAUGUGAGCACACCUGCCAGAACCAGCUGGGCUCCUUCCAGUGUGGCUGUGACAUUGGCUACAGGCUGGAUGAGGACCGAAGGAGCUGCCUCCCUCUGGAGGACACCGUGGAGGCGCUGGAUGGGCGGCGCCCUGUGAUCCGCCCCAUCCCCCAUGUCGCCAUCCUGAGGGACGAACUGACUCAGCUCUUCAACGACGACUACGAGGAGGAGGAGGGAGAGGUGGAAGCCAGAGGAGAGCACACCCUGUCAGAAAAAUUCGUCUGCCUGGAGCACACCUUUGGUCCUGACUGCAGCCUGACCUGUGGGGACUGCCGGAAUGGAGCUCCCUGCAACGCGGAGGGGAAUGGCUGCGACUGCCCCGCAGGGUGGACUGGCAUCCUCUGCAACCAGACCUGCCCAGAGGGCACCUUUGGGAGGAACUGCAGCCAGAGCUGUGGCUGCCAGAACGGUGGCACCUGUGACCCUGCCACUGGCACCUGCCGCUGCCCGCCCGGCGUGGCUGGAGAGCUCUGCCAAGAUGGAUGCCCCAAAGGAUUUUAUGGGAAACAAUGCAGGAAAAAGUGCAACUGUGCCAACCGGGGCCGAUGCCAUCGGAUCUACGGAGCCUGCCUGUGUGACCCUGGCUUGUACGGACGGUACUGCCACCUGGCUUGCCCCAAGUGGGCUUUCGGUGCUGGGUGCUCCGAGGAGUGCCAGUGCGAGCAGGAGAACACCCGGGACUGCGACAAGAGGGACGGCUCCUGCCGCUGCAAGCCCGGCUACCGCGGCAAGCGCUGCCACACCCGCUGUGACCCUGGGUACUACGGGGAUGGCUGCAAGCAGAAAUGCAGCUGCCCUCCCGAGGUGCCCUGUGACCAUGUCACCGGAGAGUGCAGGAGAGAAUGUCCCCCAGGCUACCACGGGGACAGCUGUGACCAAGAGUGCCCAUGGGGGACGUUUGGGGCAGGCUGCCAGGGGUCCUGCCUCUGUGGUGGAGCCUCCUGUGACCCUGUCAGUGGGCACUGCCUCUGCCCACCUGGCUGGACCGGACAUGACUGUGGCCAAGCUUGCCCUGAGGGUCGCUGGGGCCUGGGCUGCCAGGAGAUCUGCCCUGAGUGUCUGAACAAUGGCAGCUGUGACCCUGCCAUGGGAGCCUGCCGCUGCCCCCCCGGCUACACUGGGCACCGCUGCCAGGAGGUGUGCCCUGCAGGCUGGUUUGGGCCAGGCUGCCAGCUGAGAUGCCACUGUGGCAACGAGGGACAUUGCCACCCUGUGACAGGGACCUGCAGCUGUGCACCAGGCUGGACAGGCCACAACUGUCAGAGAGCCUGUGACGCAGGUCGCUGGGGCCCCGACUGCGCCCUCCGCUGCAACUGCAGCAACAGCGACGGCAGCUGCAGCGCCGACACCGGGAGGUGCCUCUGCGACGCCGGCUACAGGGGCAACCGCUGCCAGCAGAAGUGCCCAGCAGGGUGGUUUGGGCCGAGCUGCCGGCAUCAGUGCCAGUGUGACCACGGAGCUGCCUGUGACCACGUCAGUGGUGCCUGCACCUGCAGCCCAGGCUGGAGAGGGACCUUCUGUGAGCUCCCCUGUCCUGAUGGAUUUUAUGGCCUGGAGUGCCAGCAGGCCUGCCACUGCCUCAAUGGUGCCAGCUGCGACCACAUCACCGGCCAGUGCCACUGUGCCCCCGGCUGGGAAGGGCCCCACUGUGCCCAGGCCUGCCAGGGGGACAGCUAUGGCCAGAACUGCAGCCAGAGGUGCAGCUGCUUCAACAAUGCCACCUGCAGCCACAUCAGUGGCCACUGCCUGUGUGCAGCUGGCUGGAUGGGACCCACCUGCCAGCAAGCAUGCCCAGAGGGGCUCUAUGGGAAGGGCUGCCACCAGCACUGCCUCUGCCAGAACGGUGCCACCUGUGACCCUGCCACGGGGCACUGUGCUUGUGCCCAGGGCUGGACGGGGCUGGCCUGUGAGCUGCCCUGUGCCCAGGGCCAGCACGGAGCAGACUGCCAGCAGCGCUGUGAGUGCCACCAUGGGGGGCUCUGUGACCCCCAGCACGGCCACUGCCUGUGCCAGCCAGGCUGGAUGGGAGAGAAGUGCCAGAGCUCUUGCCCAGAAGGGCUGUUUGGAGCAGGCUGUGAGCAGCACUGUGACUGUGGGCACAACGUCUCCUGCCACCACGUCACUGGCACUUGUGACUGCCCCCCUGGCUGGAGGGGCCUGCGCUGUGAGAAAGCCUGCCUGCCAGGUUCCUUCGGGAAGCACUGUGCCAGUCGCUGUGCCUGCCCCCCGGGAGUGCCCUGCCACCACGCCAGCGGCCGCUGCGGCUGCCCGCCCGGCUCCAGCGGCCCCGCCUGCGAGCAGGCCUGCCCUCCAGGGACCUUCGGCCAGGACUGUGCUCACAUCUGCCAGUGCGCUGGAGCCAUCCAGGAGUGCCACCCUGUCACUGGGCAGUGCCUCUGUGCUCCUGGCUUCCACGGACCCGCCUGCCAGCUGGAGUGCUCCCCUGGGUGGUAUGGCAGAGACUGCCAGAGGCCCUGCCAGUGCAGGAAUGGAGGCCUGUGUGACCCUGCCACGGGGACCUGCCACUGUCCUGCUGGCUACAUCGGUGCUGACUGCAGUGUGGAAUGCCCUGCAGGGCACUACGGUGAGGACUGCACUGGGCUGUGCCCCUGCGGGGAAGGUGCCACCUGCCACCCUGCCACUGGAGCCUGUGUCUGCCCCCCAGGAAGGACUGGUCCCACCUGUGAGCAAGCCUGUGAGAAGCACCAGUAUGGGGUGGGCUGCCAGCAGACCUGCUCCUGCCACAACGGGGGGCUGUGUGAUGCAGCUGAUGGCUCCUGUGUGUGCCCCCCGGGCUGGAUGGGGACAUCCUGUGAGUUAGGAUGCCCACUGGGAAGGUUCGGUGCCAACUGCCAGCUGCCCUGUGCCUGCCUGCACAAUGCCACCUGUGACCCAGGGACAGGAGCCUGCCACUGCCCCAAGGGGCACUACGGUCCCCUGUGUGAGCACAGCUGCCCCGAGGGCUUCCACGGAGCUGGCUGCCAGCAGCGCUGCGACUGUGGGCACGGAGCCAGCUGCGACCCAGCCACUGGCCGCUGCCAGUGCCCCCCUGGCCUGGCUGGAGAGCGCUGCCAGACAGGCUGCAGGGAAGGGACUUUCGGCGUGGGAUGUCAGCAGCUCUGCGACUGCCCUGGGGGUGUGCCCUGUGACCCGGCCACGGGGCGAUGCCAGUGCCCCCCUGGCAAAACUGGCACCAAGUGUGGGUCAGACUGCCAACCAACCCAGUAUGGCCCAGACUGCAGCCUGCCCUGCCAGUGUGCCCCCAGCAGCUCUUACUGCAACGCCCGGAACGGGCACUGCCUCUGCCUCCACGGGCACACAGGACCCACCUGUCGGGAAGGUCAGUAG